Molecule: messenger RNA, 6448 nt
Organism: Diceros bicornis minor
Lineage: Eukaryota; Metazoa; Chordata; Mammalia; Perissodactyla; Rhinocerotidae
Gene: PRRT1B
Product: proline rich transmembrane protein 1B
Exons: 5
Coding region: 1-1173 (390 amino acids)
Cellular component (GO): membrane
Source: RefSeq, a predicted model, not a curated record
AUGUCUCCAGACGCCGGGGGGGCCUCUCCAGUAGAGGCCUGUGGCCGGGAAGUUUCCCUUCAUCCGCACCUCCGGUGCCUGGGGGGCUUCGAGGAUGAUCCCCCGGGACUGCAGGGCCGCGGUGGGGGCAAGGGCCGGCAAUCCGCUAACGCUCCGCUGGAAACCUCCACCGCGACCUUCCUGCCCGCGGGUCCGCAGCGGCGCGGACCGCGCCAGCGCCAGGGCGCACGGGAGCCACCUGUUGACAGCCCGGGCGAUCCGGCCGGUCAAUUAUUAACCAGCCGCGCGGCGGGCACCAGGAAACCCGAGCCGGCGGCGAAAGCGGAGCCGGGCCCGACGGCGGCGGGAGGCGCCGGGCGCGGGGAGCCGCUCGCCCCGCUCGCCCCGCCGCCGGCUCGCGCCAUGGAGGCAGGAGCGGACACGAAACGGGGCAGCGGCCCCGCGGCCCCCGAGGACCCCCGGAGCCCCGCGCACCCCGAGCUCCCGCAGCUGCCGCGCCGCCCGCAGCUCCUGGAUGAGGACGGAGGGCCCAGCGAGGAAGCGGCCGCGGACGGGGGCAGCGCCCGGGCCCCGGAAGACCCCCCGGUAGCCCCCCAAGCCGAGGCCUCGGCAGCGCCCUCCACCCAGGCCCACGCCGCGGAUGAGGCCAGGCAGGGGCCCAAGGUGGAGGCCGGCGGGGUCCCCAACAUCGGCUUCGUGGGCGAGCCGCCGCCCUACGCGCCGCCCGACCCCAAGGCUGUGCACCUGCUCUACCCGCCCUUCCCGCAGGCGCCCGUGCUCUGCCAGCCCGCGCCCGCGCCCCAGGCCCUGUACCCGCCGCCCGCCGCGCCCCUCUACGCCGCGUCCACCCCGCCGCCGUUCUUCGCGCCCUUCGCCGUGUACAACAGCCCCAUGGGCGGCGUGCCAGCCCCCGCCGCCGUGGAGCACCGGCCCCUGCCCAAGGACUACAUGAUGGAGUCCGUGCUGGUGACUCUCUUCUGCUGCCUGCUCACCGGGCUCAUCGCCAUCGUCUACUCCCAUGAGACACGCGCGGCCCUGAGCAGGGGGGACUUGGCCCAGGCCAAGGAGGCCUCGCGCAAGGCGCGCUCGCUCGUGCUCUUCAGCCUGCUCUUCGGGGUCUUCGUGUCCACCAGCUGGGUCAUCUACGUGGUCGUGGCACUCUACCUCCCCUGAGGGCUCGUGGCUCCUUUGGGGACGCUAGGACACCCUGGGAUACCUACCCUGGCCAGACUCUUUCUGUGGACUUUGACCCCUGCCGGUGGCCAUCUGUCAACUAUGGAAGGGGCCCAGGAGCCAGAAGAAGGUGGGCUUUGCAGCCCUCAGCACCCCUGUGGCUCAGCCUCAGCCCCUACAGGUGGCCUCAGGCAGUGUCCUGAUCUGAGGUGGCCCCAGGGCCCAGGCCCAGCUGUGGGAUGCAGGCCCACGAGCCCAUUUCCUCGGUGCAUCUUCCUCCAGGUCGUCCUGGAACUGUGCCGGCCGGGCGCCCACGGCCCUCGCCCUCACCUUACCCCUGGGAGACCACUGGAGGGACCAGAGCCCUCACUGUCUUCAGAGCUGUCUGGAAGGACAUUGCCUCCCCUGGCUCCCCCACUCCAGCCCAGCUCUGUGACUGCAGGGCAGAGCUGCCGGAUUUCUUUUUCACUGGGAGGGAGUUGGGGGGAGUGCCUCCUCUCUCCUUGGUGGCUCCUGGCUGGUUGUCCUGCGCCCAGCCCCAUCCCGGAGACAGGCUCUCAUGCUGACCCCACAUCCAGAGACCAAGGCCACUACGUCUGGUCAAUAAACAAAAGGCAGCACCCUGGGCUGAACUUCAUGUUGCUGCUUCGGGGCCGUCGCUACUUCCUUGCUCACCCUCAGUGUGAGCGCUAAACGUCUGUCCACAGCCGGGCUCCUGCACCCGCCCCUCUGAGGUGCUCUUCGCACACAGGCAGCUCGGCGAGGAUCUGAUUUAUUGCCCACACUGUGCAGCGCAGAGCCUGGCUUGUGGUGAGCACUCGGGGGCAGAGCUGCUGGGUACUGAUGGCGGGGAUUUCUGUAGGGUCUUCCACGGCCAAAGGUGAUGGGAGAGCAACGACUAAGGGUCUGAGCAUGAGCUUCAGGACAGCCAGGAACCUCUCAGUCGGCAGAGAGGGGAACCUGUUAAUGGACAUUUUCCUGGGGAGGGGUCCAGAGCUCUCAGCAGAUUCCCGAAGGGGUCUGUGACCCAAUAAGAUUAAAAACCAUCUGCAUAGAGAGAGGAGGAAGGGGCCCCUGGCUGAGCCAUACAAGAUUGACAGCUCAAGUUAAAUCGGGGGCUUUCUGAGCACCCACUGUGCGCUGCUCACAGCCCUGGAACCGGCACUGGAAGAUGAAGCAGAACAUCCCAUCUCAGCCCUUGAGAUGCUCUGGGAGCUGGAGAGACGUGGAGGAGGAAGUGAGGGAUGAGCAAAAUGCUUGGUGAUGGAGAGGGGGCCUCGUGUUCUGGGACACGGCCGGUCCAGAAUUAGGAUCUCAAGCACUAAAAUGCAUGAUAGCCACAAAACAGGAGGAAGAAACCGUAUUUUAGGGAUCCAUAGAUGCCAGAAAGUAUUUGGUAGAAUCCAACAGCCACAGCUAUGCUCACUAAACUCUUAAGUAAAAUCAGAAUAGAAAGAAAUCACCUAGACCAGUGUUCCUCGGACUUGAAGCAUAUAACACAGCUGGGAAAGCCUGUGAAAGCGCGGGUGCUGAUUCAGUGAGUCGGACCUGAGAUGCUGCGCGGCUAACGAGCUCCCAGGUGGUGCUGCAGCUGGUCUGUGAACCAACAGCACGUGGCACAUCAGGCAGGAAAUGAUUACAACCCCUGAAAGCCAUCACGACCAGGCUGAAGCCAUGCGAUGCUCCCUAGUGUCUCUCUUAGUCAACAUUGUUUUGACGGUCUGGCUAAUGUAAAAAACAACAAAGUGAAAUUUGUAGCAUAAAAGCUGCAAGAGACAAAAUGAUUCUCUAGCUAGAAUAUCCAAGAGUCAGUGAAAAAGUUAGAAUAAGAGAACUCGGUAAAGUUGUUGGAUACAAAAUACACAAUAGUCAAUAGCAAUAAUCAGUUAAAAAUGGAAAAAAUUUAAAAUUCCACUCACAAUAGUGAUAAAAACAGUAAAAUCUAGGAAUAAAUUUAACAAGAAAGAUCUGGAUCCAAAUGAAGAAAACAAUUUUUUAAAAUUACCAAAAGAAAAAAAAAAACCUGAACAAAAUAUCUGGAUAAGAAGAUGUAAUAUCAUACAAAUAUCUAGCUUUCUCAAAGAGAUUUAAUGAAAUUCCAACAAGAAAGCCAAGCUUUUAAAACUACGACAAAAAUGUUUUAAAAAAUUAAUAUGGAAGGAAAAUGUACAAAAAUUGUUAAUAAUUUUUAAAAGUUUAAUGAGGGGGGAGUUUCUUCACCAGAUAUUAAAACUUACCAUAAAGCUACAAUAAUUGAAACAGCAUGGCUUUGCCACAGAUAUAGAUCAGUGAAAAAUAAUAAACUCCAAAAGCGGACCAGCCCCAUGGUUUAGCGGUUAAGUGUGCUCCGAUGCUGGCGGCCGGGGUUCGGAUCCCGGGCAUGCACUGACGCACCGCUUCUCUGGCCUUGCUGAGGCCACGUCCCACAUACAGCAACUAGAAGGAUGUGCAACUAUGACAUACAACUAUCUACUGGGGCUUUGGGGGAAAAAUAAAUAAAUAAAAAAUUAUUAAAAAAAAUGUUUAAAUAAACUCCGAAAGCAUUCCAAGUAUGUAUGAGAAGUUAACAUCUGAUCAAAAUGGCGUUUUAAUUGAGUGAGUCAAGGAGGGCUCAUAACAAGCAGAGUUGGCUAUGUCUAUUCUCCUGUUGUAUGCAAAAAUAACUUCCAGAUGGAUUAAAGAGCUAAGUAUAAAAUAAAGCUAAUACUAAUACUAAUACUAGUACUAGAAGGAAUCGGAGGAGGAUAUUUGUAUGACCUCAGAGGAGGCCUCUGAAAAUCUGGAAAACCAGAGAGGGAAAGACUGAUAGGUUUGAGUUCUGUAUAUCAGGAAAGUACAGAUUUAAACAUGAGAUGACUUUUACUUAUCAGAUUGGGAAAAAAUUAGAAAGACUGAAUACAUCCUGAGUUGGUGAAGGAACGAACGCAGACCCUCUCAUUUAUUACUGGUGGGUGUGUAUUGCCACAAUCUUUGUGAAAGUGGACUGAUGGUAUCCAUUAAUUAUAUAUGUACCAUAUGUACCAUAUAUGCAUGUAAGUGCAAAGAAGAGACUCCAGAGGGAUGUGUUCCAGACUGCUGAUAGUGUCUGUCUCUGGGGAGGGAAUGGGCCUGGAGGCUUUGUGUGAUACAUUGCUGAAUUUUAAAAUAAAGAUGUACUCACGCAUUGUGUCAUUAAAAAAUAACUGAAAAAAAUGUGCAUGCCUUUUGACCCAGCACUUCCAGUUUUAGGAUUCACAGUAGUGAAAAAGGCAGUCUGUUUUCCUGAAGCUUCCAGUCCAGUGUGGAAGACAGACAUAUAUCAGAUGGUGUGGAUACCACCUGUGCUAGAGGGCCACGAAGGAGACAUAGCCAGGGCAAGUCUACGAUGUCAUAGCUGAGAAAAACUCUGAUUUCAGAGAUGUUGAAAUACGUGUGUCUUAGACUCACUCUGGCGGGGCAUAGGGGUCUGUGACCUGAGAGAGUGGUGGAGAGAGGCUUUCCUGAGGAUGUCAUGGAUAUAUAAACACUAAAAUCCAAUGAGAUGCUGCUGGCUGCGUUCCCAUGUGGUUGCAUCAUUUGCGUUCCCACCAGAUGGAUGGGAGUUCCGCUUGCUCCACAAACUCAUCCAUCCCUGGUAUUCGUCAGUCCUUUAAGUUUUAGUGCUUCUGGAAGUUAAAGCUGUGGUGGCAUUUCAGUGUGGCUUUACUCUGCACUUCUGUGGUGACUAACGACACUGAGCCUUUUACCAUAUACCAUGAGCAAUUUGGAUAUCUCUUUUUAUGAUGUGCCUGUCAAGUCAUGUGCCCAUUUUUACACUGGAUUGUCUUUUCCUUAUCAAUUUAGAGGAGUUCUUUAUGUAUUCUAGACAUGAGUCCGGUGUUAGAUAUAGGUAUUGCAAAUAUCCUUUCCCUUUUCAGUCACUUCUUUUCAUCAGAUGACUGAUGAAAAUCUCAAUUUUAAUAUAUUCAAAUUUAUCCUUUCUGUUAUGGGUCAUGGUUUUUGUGGCUUAAGAAAAACUUCCCUACUCCUGGGUCAUGAAGAUUUUCUCUUAUAUUGUCUUCUAGAUCUAGAAGAUUUCUUGGUUUAUUUUUACAUUUAGAUCUGCCACCCUUCUGGAAUAGAUUCCAGAGGUCUACCUGUCUACUCUUGUACCUCUACCAUACUUCACCAUCACACUUCAUUACCGGGGUUUGCAGUAAGUCUUGAUAUUGGGUAGGUCAGGUCCUCCCACCAUCUUUAAGAGUCUUGGCCAUUUAAAAUCAUUUGUACUUAAAAUAAAUUUUAGCAUUGUCAAUUUUCACCAAAAUAAAGAUUGAGAUUUUGACUGUGAUUGCUUUAAGUCUAUGGAUUAAUUUGGAGACAAUUGAUAUCUUUUAUGGUACUGAGUGUUCCAACAAACACGGUGAAUUUCUUUGUUUAGUAGGUCUUUUAAAAAAUUAAUCUUGAUUUUUUUUUUGUGCAGAAAUAUUGCACGUUUUGUUAAUAUCCCUGGGUAUUUGUGUUUUUUUGAUGCUAUUAUGAAUAUGAUCAUUUUUAUAUUUUUCUUUUCUUGUUACUUGCUAGUAUACAGACAUACAAUUGAUUCUUGACUUUGUAUCCAGCACUCUUUCUUAAUUCAUUUAUUAAUUUUGAUAAUUUAUCUGUAGAUCCUGUUGAAUUUUCUAUUUACACAAUAUCAUGUGUAUAUGAUGAGUUUUUGUCUUCUUUUCCAACCCUCGCCCCUCCUGUGUGCUCCUCCUGCCGUCCUGCACUGGCCGGACCCCCAGCAAGGUGGACAGACGUGCUUGCAGUGGGCAGACUUAUCUUUUUCCUAGUCUCCAAAGAAAGGUUUCAAUAUUCUACUUUAAAAAAAAAAAAUAGAUAUCUUUUUUCUGAUUAAGGAAGUAGCCUUCUGGGGCCGGCCCUGUGGCUUAGCGGUUAAGUGCGCGCGCUCCGCUGCUGGCGGCCCGGGUUCGGAUCCCGGGCGCGCACCGACGCACCGCUUCUCUGGCCAUGCUGAGGCCGUGUCCCACAUACAGCAUCUAGAAGGAUGUGCAGCUAUGACAUACAACUAUCUACUGGGGCUUUGGGGGAAAAAUAAAUAAAUAAAAUUAAAAAAAAAAAAAAAGGAAGUAGCCUUCUGUUCCUAGUUUGCUAAGAAUUUUUUUUAAUCAUGCAUGGAUAUUGAAUUUUAUUAAAUUACUUUCACAUGUCUACUAAGAAAAUUAUCUGAUGUAUUCUGUUAAUGUAACUCAAUGUUGAUUUUCAAACGUUAAAGUAACUUUUCAUUUCUGGAAUAAAGCCAUGUUGAUCAUGA